UGCUCAGUGUCUGGACUCAAAAGUGUACGAUCACUGGUCGCGUUGUGAACAUCACGCUGGUUACAGUUGCAGUACAUUCUUCAUCUUCCAGCCCUUGUGCCAGCAGAAGAUCGCGCUGAAUAUAGGCAAGAUCGCCCAACUGAUACCCGCGAAGUUACUAAGCGAUCUAGACGCAAUUUAAAAGUUCCGCGGAAGUAAUUCCAGUGUUUAGUUUCGCCAAGUUACUCAAUGUGGACGGAUUGCGGGAAACAGCUGUAAUCCCGUAACUGGCUUAUCUCCUCCGCUUGCCGUUGGUUAUAUCGUUCGCAACUUUAUCUUUUCUGUCGUUUAAUAUUUUCCUGAUUUCGACUAAUUCGGGUAUUAAGUGCAUGGUUCCCUUUGAUGUUUUCUUAGUUUGAAAUUUUUGUCCGGGCGGCUUCAUAAUUUUCCGACCAUCGUGUUUUCGAUUUUUUUUUAAAUUAUUAUGGAAAAUCAUGGAAAAUUGAAUGGACGCACGUUCCGAUAACAAGAAUGAUCCAAGCGGAUUACGCUUACAUGUAAAUUUUAUUCAUAUUGUGCUGUGGUGCCGCUGAUGGUGGUGAUUUGCAUCCAUGAUUAAUCUACCAUUUCGGGCUAAUUGGUUUGGUGCUGGUAAUUUCGCGCUCGGUCACUAGUAGUACCUUGGCAAGUUCAAGAUCAGUUUUUGUGUUUAGAUUUCGGUUUACGUACCGUGUUUACAAACAAGGUUACUGAAAAUAAGUUGCAAAUUUGUUCCAAGUAUUAUACAAUUGUGUUAUUUUAAAUUACAAUCAUUUUUGGUUCUUCUGGAGGAGUAAAGGAAAAGUUCUUGUUUGAUAGAUCUUGCUAUGUACGGGUGCUAUCUCGAAUCUCAGUUUUUGUUUUGGAUAAGUGAAUAGAUUUUAAAGAAUAUUUAAUAAUAAUGGCAAUUACCAAAGAAGAGCGUAUUCAGAGUAUUGGGUGCUGCCAAACAGGCGUUACUCGGUCCUCGUCAAAGGGCUCUUUAAGUGAUUCGGAUACGCAAAUAAAUAAUAACACAUUGUUUAAUUCGUUUGAUUUUGAUCAUCCAAAACAUGAACCGGUUGACAUUGAAUUUCAAAACAUCAAAUAUACUGUUCGACAAUUUUCAAUGGCGAAGAGGAAUUUUGUUAAAAAAGAAAUUCUACAUGGAAUUUACGGAGCGUUCCGAGCUGGUGAAUUAACUGCUAUAAUGGGUCCAUCAGGCUCAGGCAAAAGUACAUUAAUGAAUGUUUUAACAGGAUACAGAUUAACUGGUAUCACAGGAACAGUUCAAGUCAAUGGUAAAAUUGUAAAUACCAGCUCGGAACAAUUUAGAAGGUUAUCCUGCUACAUUCACCAAAAUGAUCUCUUACGGCCAACACUAACAGUUUUUGAGACUAUGAUGCUGGCAGCCCACCUUAAAUUAGGAUUCAAAGUUUCUAGGGAAUAUAAAGUAAAUAAGGUUAAUCAAUGUUUAAUGCUUCUCGGGUUAGAACAUAGAAAUAGUCUUCCUGCAGCCCGUUUAUCCGGUGGACAGAGAAAACGAUUAGCGAUUGCAUUGGAGCUACUGAGUAACCCGUCGGUACUUUAUUUGGACGAACCGACCACAGGUCUAGACAGCUCAUCGUGCGUGCAGUGCGUGUCAUUACUGAAGCGCCUUACUCAACACGGCCACACAGUUGUUUGUAUUAUUCACCAGCCAAGUGCACUAAUCUUUGAAAUGUUUGAUAAGCUGUACGCAGUGGCUGAGGGCAAUUGCAUUUAUCAAGGUCCCGUUAAAGAACUUGUAACAUUUCUCAGUGAUUUAGGUUUACAAUGCCCCAGUUAUCAUAAUCCAGCCGAUUACUUGUUGGAAGUUGCCGUUGGUGAACAUGAUCGAGAUAUGCCAAAACUGAUAAAUGCCGCUACGAAAAAAUAUUAUGAGGAUUCAGACCUACAUCAACUCACAGCGCCGGUUAAUCACAUAAUCAAUCAAAUUCAAGACCAAAUCGAAUUGGGAACAAUAACAACGAAAGAGAAAAAAGUGGUUGAUUUAAAACGUUUAAAAUCAGGCGGAAAAGCUGUUGCAGAGUUCCUUGCCGAAGGUAAAAACUUGAAGGAGAGGCAUCAAGUCGAAUCAGCUUCGUUCAUAAUGCAGUAUGUGAUUUUAUUGCAACGAAUACUAAUGUGUUCGUCGAGGAAUUACUUUUUGUUGCUUGCACGCAUCAUAUCACAUAUCUUUAUAGCUAUAAUCUUCGGUUACCUGUACUUGAACGUUGGUCCGACAGCGAAUACCGUUCUCGGUAAUUACGUUUACUUGUAUGGAACAAUUUUACUCAUCGUUUACACCGGCAAAAUGUCAGUUGUACUAUCAUUUCCGCUUGAAAUUGAAAUGUUACAUCGGGAACACUUUAAUCGAUGGUACAAGCUUAUUCCUUACUUUUUAUCAACGAUUUCGUUUGAAAUACCAUUUCAGAUGCUUUGCUGUUCUUUGUACAUAGGCAUCAGUUUUUAUUUAACGGGUAAUUAUUCAGAGGAUUUCAGGUUCUACUACUUUUGGCUGAUGGGCAUUCUAGCAACGUUAAGCGCUCAAGCCUGGGGAUUCUUCGUUGGAGCUACACUACCAGUUAGGAUCGCCGUUUUUGUAGGCCCCAUCCUAGCUGUCCUGUUUUCGGUAUUUGGAUUCUGCACUCGCUACGUGGACAUUACCCCACUAUUUCGUUGGAUGUGGCAUAUCAGUUACUUCCGAGCCGGUUUCCAUGGGGUUAUCAACGCCAUUUACGGAAUGGAUCGUCCUUUCCUCAUAUGUCCAGAGAAAGAGAUGUACUGCCACUUCCGCAGUCCCAAAGUUUUCUUACGAGAAAUGAUGAUUUCCGACCUAAGCAUGAGCGACAGCAUUUGGCUAAUGUCUGUGGUCAUCAUCAUAAUGCAUAUCCUGACAGUGUCGACAUUGUGGUAUAAAUUGAAUAAGCGAUAAAGUAAUUUUUGUUUGUAGAUGAUAUUCUAUAAAUCAGGGAAGUUAGUGCACAACUUUGUUUUUUGUAGGACAUUUUUGAUGUUAGACGGUAAAAUGAUUGGGCAUUUAGACUGAUUUAUAUGUAGAGGGUCCUUUUAUAUUUUCAUUUUGUAGUUGUCUUGGAUUUUGAUAGGAUUUUAUUAUAAAGUCAUAAAUUGUCGUUACAAAUUAUGUCAGAGCUAGAUAGUAGCGCAAGCUGCCGGUUGGUUCCGGAAUUUUGAAUUUUGUACUUUACGGACAACAACAGAGUUUACAAUACCUCCAAAAAGAAUGAAAUAUUUUCAAGAAACAUGAAAAUGCAUAUAACACUACAAUUGCCAGAUAAAACUUGAAAACAGCAACAUAAAUAUAAAAUUAUGAAAAAAGUAGGAAUGUAACAUGGUGGAAACCUGGAUAACCAAAGUAGCAAGAACACUACCCUCUAACCUAUUAAGUAGAUUCUAAUUGUCGUACUUCUCAAUACGAUGUUAACUGUGUUAUUAGCAGUUCCCGAAGAGCUUUAAUAAAAUAUGAAAGGUUGCUCGAUUUGUGUAAGUAUUAAUAAAAUUAAUUUUAUCUUUAAUUUGUCAAAUAGUUUGGUGAGUAGAAUUUUUAAUUAUUCUCAAUCGAACGUACAGUGCACAAGCUUUUGUUACUUUGAUUAUUAUUUUAUUUGUAGUUUUAUCAUUUGAAUAAGAGAAAUUGUUAGAGAAGAAAUAUUUUUUUACUAAGUAUACGGUGAUGAUGAAUUUAUA
Messenger RNA from Hermetia illucens (black soldier fly), 3726 nucleotides. RefSeq names its product ATP-binding cassette sub-family G member 1. The transcript is spliced from 12 exons. Bases 920 to 2953 code for a protein of 677 amino acids. Lineage: Eukaryota; Metazoa; Arthropoda; Insecta; Diptera; Stratiomyidae. Gene Ontology annotation, cellular component: plasma membrane. The record is from RefSeq and is a predicted model, not a curated record. Gene Ontology annotation, molecular function: ABC-type transporter activity; ATP binding; ATP hydrolysis activity.